Messenger RNA from Apis florea (little honeybee), 1719 nucleotides. Its product is annotated as popeye domain-containing protein 3. NCBI's taxonomy places the organism in Eukaryota, Metazoa, Arthropoda, Insecta, Hymenoptera, Apidae. Gene Ontology annotation, biological process: striated muscle cell differentiation; heart development; skeletal muscle tissue development. Gene Ontology annotation, molecular function: cAMP binding. Gene Ontology annotation, cellular component: sarcolemma. The record is from RefSeq and is a predicted model, not a curated record.
AGUAAGACGAAAUUGAUUUAUCUUGGUGGUGAUGCGGGGAUGUGGAUCUGUUUUGAUCCUAUAGGAAGCCGAGAAGGCUGGCGUGCUUUUAUUUUAUUUUGCAUAUUUCUUUGUUGGACUUCUUUUGGUAUUGAUGGCAGUUACAAUGCAGCUGCAUUUAAUGUCCCUCAUAAUACUGUUACAUCAGAUAUAUCACUACCACUUUCAACACAUCAUGAAGAUGACGAAUGUAGGAAUGUGACUACUGAUAAAGCUACUACUGGUCUAUCAGUGAUCAAUCAAGGAUCUGGUUCUCCUCAUUCGCCAAUAGUGCCUCCAACUUUUCUGUACGGAGUUCUUACCUGCCAACCAUAUCAAGGAAUUUCUGUGAACCACAUCUAUUUUCAACUAGCAAAUGCCUUCUUUCUAUUGUCACACCUUGCACCAAGUGGCAUACAUGGCGUACUUUAUUUAAGGUGCACUCUGCUCGUGGGCUGUGCCUUUCUUGCUUUGUGGGGCUGGACAAUAGCUUGUUGGCUGGAUGCUGCUCUGUGGAAUGCUCUGUUUGUUGCCAUCAACUUCGUCCAUGUAUGCACGCUUCUUUACAAGCUCAGGCCUAUCAAGUUUUCAAGGGAAAUUGAAGAGGUAUAUAUCGCAGUAUUCCAGCCAUUGAGAGUAUCACGUCACCAAUUCAGAAAAGUAUUAAAUUGUAUGAAGAUUAUUCGACAAUUGAAAUAUCAAGAAGUUUAUGCCCAAGAAAAAGUGACCAAAGUUGAUUCUUUAUCUUUAGUACUUUCUGGAAAGUUAGUAGUUUCGCAAAAUGGAAGAGCAUUGCACAUUGUCUUCCCACAUCAGUUCCUGGAUUCUCCAGAAUGGUUUGGUGUCUCUACAGACGAGUACUUUCAGGUAUCAAUAACUGCUAUGGAAGAAUCAAGGAUAUUAUUAUGGCAUAGAGACAAGUUAAAAUUAAGCAUAAUUAGUGAUCAAUUUCUGCAGGCAGUGUUUGAUCACAUUUUGGGAAGGGAUGUAGUCAAAAAAUUGAUGCAGGUUAGUGAAACAAUGGCUGCUAGCAGUCAUCAACAGCAAAAUGGACAAGUAAUUGGUUUAGGUGGUAUUGGAGCCUUAGAAAAUGAUCCUGACACCAAACUUUUUGUUGUGAAAAAGACUGGUGAUAGUCAAGGUAUUACUGCCCUCAUCAGUCGUCAACUUCAAGCAGCAGGAGAUCCAAAUGCAUGGAGAUUGGGAAGAAUUGAAGAGACUGAUCAUGAAACACCUGUUUAAUGAAAUGAAAACUAGAUGAAUGUCAUCCUCGACAGUCAAUAUAAACUAACACCAGUCUUUUUAUAUAACAUAAAAUAAUGAUGAAAUAUUUUCAUCAUUGGAAGAUAUAGUAUGGUGUGCGUGGAACAAUUAAACAUUCUCUUGCCAAUUAAUAAUUUUUCCCACUAGUCAAGUAUGAUUAACAAUGGAAAAAUUUCAUUGUUUAUAGAAUAAUGGUUCCAUCCUAGUUUAUAUAAAGUGAUAUGACUAUAAACAUUACUUUAUGCUUCCAAUAUAUUAUUGAAUACUAUUAAAACUAAUUUAAAUAUGGCUGUUUAUAAUUCACACUGAUUUUUUUUAACAUGCAUAUGUUUAGUAUUGAUCAAGUAAGACUUUACAUGUGUAAUAAAAUGGAGGUUGUUCAAUCGCAGCGGCGUAACUUCUUUAAUGAGAAAUCUGUGAUUUAUUGGAAGUGGUAAA